GUCCCUCGGAGAAAGAAAGAGACCGGAAGUCGCGUCGCUUACUGAGAGGAUGUUUCUUACCGGCGGACCCAUCCGACUUCCGGUGUCUCUAUUCUUUCUUUACGAAGGAUCUGUGGAUGCAGCGCGCUAGUGUGCACUGCUCCGAAACAUGUGCGACGAGGGAGGGAUUGGACUGGAUGCCGGAAUGGGGUCGGUGCAGCUGUGAUGUGUUGAUCCAGUCAGAGGCUGUUCAAACACAGCGGAUUUUAGUCGCAGUCGCCCUGAGCCAAGGAAGGACAUCCUAGCCAAGGCCUUGAAGCAGCGUAUCUCCAGGAAAGGCCUGUUUCUCGACUAGUGCCUCCACACGGCGACGAGCUCCGAGUCUCCUACAAAAUGUCCCGCGAGCGUGAGCCCCGUCACCGCACGGCUGGAUCGUCAGCGUCCGUGCGUGCUCCACGCGGUGUCUGCAAUGGAGAGAAGCGUCUGGAGUGUCCAGUGUGCGAGAAGCAGUUCGCCUCAAGAAGUAACCUAGAAGCGCACCUUCGGACCCACACCGAGGAGAAGCCCUUCGAGUGCACAGUUUGCAGGAAGAGCUUCACUGAAAGUGGAAGUCUCAGUAGGCAUCUUCGGACCCACACCGGGGAGAAGCCUUUCGAGUGCGCAGUUUGCAGGCAGAAGUUCAGUCGAAGUGGUAGUCUCAGAGCACACCUUCGCACACACACCGGGGAGAAGCCUUUUGAGUGCACAGUUUGCGGGCAGAAGUUCAAUCAUAGUGGAGGUCUCAGAACGCAUCUUCGGACCCACACCGGGGAGAAGCCUUUCGAGUGCACAGUUUGCAAGAAGAAGUUCACUCAAAGUGGAAGUCUCAGAACGCACCUUCGCACCCACACCGGGGAGAAGCCAUUUGAGUGCACAGUUUGCCGGAAGAAGUUCGCUCAAAGUGGAGAUCUCAGAGCACACCUUCGCACCCACACCGGGGAGAAGCCUUUUGAGUGCACAGUUUGCGGGCAGAAGUUCAAUCAUAGUGGAGGUCUCAGAACGCAUCUUCGGACCCACACCGGGGAGAAGCCUUUCGAGUGCACAGUUUGCAAGAAGAAGUUCAAUGAAAGUGGAGAUCUUAGAAAGCACCUUCGCACGCACACCGGGGAGAAGCCUUUCGAGUGCACAGUUUGCAAGAACAAGUUCAAUGAAAGUGGAGAUCUUAGAAAGCACCUUCGCACGCACACCGGGGAGAAGCCUUUCGAGUGUACAGUUUGCAAGAAGAAGUUUGUUCGUAGUGGACAUCUUCGAACGCACCUCCUGACGCACACCCGGGACACGCAUCGUGAGUGAAUAAGUUUGGACGACCUUUAUCUUCAGGACAUUGUUCAUACGGCGCAUCAUUUAUGCUAUUUCAUUUAAUCAAUUCUGUUUAAAAGAACGUUGGAACAGCGCCAAAGCCGUGGCCAUGAUUCCUAUUUUUCUUCAGUGCUCUUGGUACUGCUGUAACUUGUGCCAGUUGACAAAUACUCACUGUUUACAUUGAAUCCAAGCCUUUUAUGGUCCUUGUGUGGACGCCUAGUCGUUCCGUGCAAUUUCACUGGUCAAGGGAGCAGUGGCGCUUUGUGCACGGUUUUUAAUUUUUUCCAACUUUUUGUUUUGACCUCAAUGAAAAAUAUUGGCAUGAAUGCUGAACACUAACAGCGGUACCCUAAAGCACAAAUACUUUACAACUAUUUCAAAACACAAUUUGUUUUAGCACCUAAUCAGGGAGGAUUAUGGUGCACGUUAAAAAGGUCUGCAAAAUUAUGAAUGGUGUCACUACGCUCACGAUUUCAUCUGAAGUUUGAUUUUUUUUUUUGCUAUCGGUAAGCUGUAUCAGAAACAGCAUAAAAUUCCCUAAAAAUGAACCCCAGGGGCCAAAAUCGGACAGAAAAUACUGCUAUAUAUUUAGUAUCGGACGAGAAAGAUUUGUUAGAGAUAAAUAAGUUUCCUAGCAGUAUUUUUCGACUGAUUUUAACCCCUGUGAUUCAUUUUGUGGCCAAUUUAAUGCGCUUUUAAAUGCACUUUACCGAUGCAAAAGAUUUGAAAACUUUGGCUGAAAACGUGCGUGCAGUGACACCAUGCAUUAUUUUGCAUUCCUUUUUUACGUGCUUCCUAUUCUGCUCUAAUCUUUAGCUUAAGCAAAAAAUUAAGUUCGGAAGUUGUGGUUAAAUGUUUGCCCUUAAGGUCGCCGCCGUUGGACUCCAGCGUUCAUGCCAAUAUUUUUUAUUGAGGUGCGAACAGAAAGUUGGAAAAAAAUUGAACAAACCGUGCACGAAGUGCUACGACUUUUUUAUAUGAACUAACAAUUUCCUAAGAACUUGUUCUAUCCAUAAUUGGCUCGUGACGCUUUGGUAAAAUGCUUAAGCAUCUAGAUUUUCGUUUUUUUUUUUAAAUGUUGAUUGUGCUACCUGAGACUGCGUCUAACUGCCACCUUGUCCUCAGAAGCCUCUCGAGAACUCAACCAAUUGGUGAAGGUGAAAGCUUCUGUACGAACAUUGUUUGGACCAACGGAAUAAUUCUGUAAAUUUUAAAGGGGCGUGACGAAUACGUCGAAGCCGAGUGUUUUGUUUUGAAUUCUUGUACCUUGGAACAUUGCUUUUGGAUACAUUAAACUUGGUUCCUGUUUUGAA
This is a messenger RNA of Thrips palmi, 2633 nucleotides long. RefSeq names its product gastrula zinc finger protein XlCGF8.2DB-like. The transcript has 3 exons. Bases 373 to 1311 code for a protein of 312 amino acids. The record is from RefSeq and is a predicted model, not a curated record. Gene Ontology annotation, cellular component: nucleus. Gene Ontology annotation, molecular function: RNA polymerase II cis-regulatory region sequence-specific DNA binding; DNA-binding transcription activator activity, RNA polymerase II-specific. Lineage: Eukaryota; Metazoa; Arthropoda; Insecta; Thysanoptera; Thripidae. Gene Ontology annotation, biological process: regulation of transcription by RNA polymerase II.